Messenger RNA from Pangasianodon hypophthalmus (striped catfish), 2768 nucleotides. RefSeq names its product arginine vasopressin receptor 1Ab (gene avpr1ab). The coding region runs from base 146 to 1528 and encodes 460 amino acids. Gene Ontology annotation, molecular function: vasopressin receptor activity; peptide binding. NCBI's taxonomy places the organism in Eukaryota, Metazoa, Chordata, Actinopteri, Siluriformes, Pangasiidae. Gene Ontology annotation, biological process: positive regulation of vasoconstriction; G protein-coupled receptor signaling pathway; regulation of systemic arterial blood pressure by vasopressin. The record is from RefSeq and is a predicted model, not a curated record. The transcript has 2 exons. Gene Ontology annotation, cellular component: membrane.
GAUUCAGAAACUGCGCUGUGAGUCCGGUGGCACUGAGCAAAUGGCAGUGAAUGUGAUCUGUGUGCGCGCGCCUGUGCCUUGACUGUGCCUUUUGCGCGCAGGAGACGUUAGCAGAAUCCCUUCUAUUCACUAUUAACCAUUACGCAUGACUGACCGGAUGGCGCACGCCGGACCAGGGCUCUGUGCUCCCCUGCCGGAAACCGGUCCACACGGGAACGGCACGCACAGUAACCGGACCCUGUGCCUGAACGCCUCGGAUAUGCACGCAGCUGGAAACAGGAGCCUGGCGGGGAACAGCAGCGGCGAUCCCUUCGGCCGUAAUGAGGAAGUGGCCAAGCUGGAGAUCACGGUGCUGAGCUUGACCUUCCUGGCGGCGGUGGCGGGUAACGUGAGCGUGCUGCUGGCCGUGCGCAACGCAGCCAAGAAGAGCUCGCGUGUGCACCUGUUCAUCAAGCACCUGAGCCUCGCCGACCUGGUGGUGGCCUUCUUCCAGGUCCUGCCGCAGCUCUGCUGGGAGAUCACGUUCCGCUUCUACGGACCCGACUUCCUGUGCCGCGUGGUGAAGCACCUCCAGGUGCUCGGCAUGUUCGCCUCCACCUACAUGCUGGUGAUGCUCACGGUGGACCGUUACAUCGCCAUCUGCCACCCGUUACGGAGCUUGCAGGGUGCCACGCGCCGCGCGCGCCUCAUGAUCGCGUGCACGUGGCUGUGCAGUGUUGUGCUCAGCACCCCGCAGUAUUUCAUCUUCUCCCUCAGCGAGAUUGAAAGAGGCUCGGACGUGUACGACUGCUGGGGUCAUUUCAUCGAGCCGUGGGGCGUGCGCGCCUACAUCACCUGGAUCACCGUGGGCAUCUUUCUCAUCCCGGUGUCCGUGCUGGUCGUGUGUUACGGAUUUAUCUGCCGCAGCAUCUGGAAGAACGUCAAGUGCAAGACGAAGAGCGGCGCGGCGCACGGCACGAGCGCGCUGAUCGGCAAGGCGUCGGUGAGCAGCGUGAGCACCAUCUCCCGGGCCAAACUCCGCACCGUCAAAAUGACCUUCGUCAUCGUGCUCGCCUACAUCGUGUGCUGGGCUCCGUUCUUCAUCGUGCAGAUGUGGUCCGUGUGGGACGAGAAUUUCUCCUGGGACGAUUCGGAGAAUACGGCGGUGACCCUGUCGGCUCUGCUCGCCAGCCUGAACAGCUGCUGCAACCCGUGGAUCUACAUGCUGUUCGGUGGUCACCUCCUGUACGACUUCCUGCGCUGCUUCCCAUGCUGUCGGAAGCUCGGGCACGGCAUCCGUAACGACUCAGACAGUAGCCUGAGGAGGAAUACGCUGCUGAGCAAACUACCUGCUGCCUGCACACCCACAAACGCCUCGGACUCAUGGAGGGACUCGCACAAGACCAGCCAGUCUGUAGCACAAGACUGUUCCCAUAAAGUCAACCCGUGCGUCCCUGCGGACUCUUCACACAAGAGUAGUCCCAGCAUAGACAAUCUGAACAAACACAGUCACACCAACCCGGCUCAAGUCCUAGAUACAGACAGCUGAAGACUGUUUUUAGUGCACUUUUGUCAACUAUGGUUCCAUUCAUUUGAAUGUUUACAUUUGCUUGCUGCUCAUUCAUGCAAUUAUCCAAUGAGCCAGUCAUAUAGCAGCAGUGCAAUGCAUGCAGAUCCAAGUCAAGAGCUUCAGUUAAUGUUCACAUCAAACAUCAGAAUAGGGAAAACAUGUCAUCUUAGUGACUGUGACUGUGGCACAGGUUCACCUAAACCGGACAGUUGAAGACAUUGCCUGGUCUUUAUUCAGUUUUGGAACUCAAUGUGGUCUUCUGCUGUUGUAGUCCAUCUGUCUAUAGAUGCAGCAUGUUCUGCAUUUUUGAGAUGCUUUCUUCUCACCACAGUUGUAAAGAGUGGUUAUUUGUGUUACCAUAGCUUUUCUGCCAGCUUGAACCAGUCUAGUCAUUCUCCUCUGACCUUUCUCAACAAGUCAUUUCUGGAUGUUUUUUGUUCUUCACACCACUGAGACUGCUGUGCAUGAAAAAACCCAGAAGAUCAGCAGUUUCUGAAAUACUCAAUGCCUCCUGACACCAACAAUCAUGUCACCGUCAAAAUCACAGUUUUUCUCCAUUCUGAUGUUUAAUGUGAACAUUAACUGAAGCUCUUGACUUGGGUCUGUGUGAUUUUAUGUAUUACACUGCUACCACAUGAUUGGCUGAAAGGAAAAUUGCAUGAAUGGGCAGGGGUACAGUUGUUCAUAAUAAAGUGGUUGGUGAGUGUAUUUUACACAUAGAACUGCAGAAAUAUUUGCUGAAUAAAUAAUGUAACUACCUGAAAUUACAGUAAUGCCUAUCACAGAUAUUGUAAUGCCUAGAUAAACUGCUUUAAAAAAUGACAUGAUGAAUGUAUGUUCUUGUCUAUCCAUAUUUGUCUGUCUUUGAAUUAUAUUUUUUGUGGCUCCACAUUUAAAUAUUGACAUAACAGUAGCUGAAAAUACAAAAUGUUUCACAUUGUCUUUUGGGUUUUUGGAAAUUCAUGUAAUUCAUGUAUGCAAAGCAUCUGGAUGUUAUGUAACUGCUGCUUAUGCCUGACCAGUGCAUUUUGCCUAAUGUGGCCGAAAGAGAAAUAAGAACUUUACCGUUAUUGCUCACUUGUUCUUAUAUUUUGUCCAGAUGUCCUGUCAUGUAAAAGUUUGCACAGGUUGUUUUUAAGGUUGCCUAUAAUUUAGGUAACUGUGACAAAGUGUAUUGUAACCCCAUAUAAAUCCUAUAAAUACUUCUAAAUAUGGUAAA